Molecule: messenger RNA, 5370 nt
Organism: Myotis daubentonii (Daubenton's bat)
Lineage: Eukaryota; Metazoa; Chordata; Mammalia; Chiroptera; Vespertilionidae
Gene: TENT5B
Product: terminal nucleotidyltransferase 5B
Biological process (GO): mRNA stabilization
Molecular function (GO): RNA binding; poly(A) RNA polymerase activity
Source: RefSeq, a predicted model, not a curated record
GCUUUAGGGUCGGUAGGUCGCCGCUGUCACAGGUGUGCCCUGGGGUUGCCUCGCCGUCGCUGCCGUGCGGUCCCUGCAGCCGCGCCUCCCGCCUGGGACCCGGCUCAUCCGCUCUCCUCGCCCUCCUCCCCUUAACCAUCCCGGGUUUCUGCCGUCGGGGUCCCGGGCCGGGCUAAUGAUGCCGGAGAACGGAGUGGAGCGCUCGGACCGGGCGGCUGCGCUGGUAGGGACGGCUGCAGCCUCGGCGGUGGCCACGGCCGCCCAGGCAAGCGGCGGCCCCGACCCGGGAGCCGCAUCAGCCUCCCUCGGACCGCACCUGAGUGGGCUAGGCUGGCCGCAGGUGAAGCGGCUGGACGCGCUCCUGAGCGAGCCAAUCCCCAUUCACGGGCGCGGCAACUUUCCAACGCUGAGCGUGCAGCCCCGGCAGAUCGUGCAGGUCGUCCGCAGCAGCCUAGAAGAACAGGGACUGCGUGUGCAUGGUGUGCGGCUACACGGCUCAGCUGCCAGCCACGUGCUGCACCCCGAGAAUGGCUUGGGCUAUAAGGACCUAGACUUAGUGUUCCGCGUGGACCUGCGCAGCGAGGCAUCCUUCCAGCUGACCAAGGAGGUGGUGCUGGCCUGCCUGCUGGACUUCCUGCCGGCUGGCGUGAGCCGGGCCAAGAUCACGCCACUGACACUCAAGGAGGCCUACGUGCAGAAGCUGGUGAAAGUGUGCACAGACACGGACCGCUGGAGCCUCAUCUCGCUGUCCAACAAGAGCGGCAAGAACAUGGAGCUCAAAUUUGUGGACUCGGUCAGGCGCCAGUUCGAGUUCAGCGUAGACUCCUUCCAGAUCAUGCUGGACUCCCUGCUGCUCUUCGGCCAGUGCUCAUCCACGCCCAUGUCUGAGGCCUUCCAUCCAACGGUGACGGGCGAGAGCCUGUACGGGGACUUCAGCGAAGCCCUGGAGCACCUGCGGCACAGAGUCAUCGCCACACGCAACCCUGAAGAGAUCCGCGGCGGCGGCCUCCUCAAGUACUGCCACCUCCUGGUGCGUGGCUUCCGGCCACAGCCCAGCACCGACGUGCGCGCCCUGCAACGUUACAUGUGCUCCCGGUUCUUCAUUGACUUCCCGGACCUGGUGGAGCAGCAGCGCACCCUGGAGCGCUACCUGGAGGCCCACUUCAGCGGGGCCGACUCAGCCCGCCGCUACGCCUGCCUGGUGACACUGCAUCAGGUGGUCAACGAGAGCACUGUGUGCCUCAUGAGCCACGAGCGUCGCCAGACACUGGACCUCAUCGCCACCAUGGCACUCCAGGCUCUGGCUGAGCAGGGCCCAGCUGCUGCCGCUGCCCUGGCCUGGCGCCCUCCAGGCCCUGAUGGGGCUGUGCCUGCCACUUUCAAUUACUAUGUGACCCCUGUGCAGCCUCUGCUGGCCUGGACCCACUCCUGCUAUCCCACCUGGCUGCCUUGUAACUGACUGAGACCCUGGUCAGGAGAGACUGGGUCUCCCCAGAUGGAGUGGGGCCUCAAGGCCUGUGUGGAGGGCAUGACCAGAGACAGGCAGCCUGUGCCAGGUGGCCCAGCACUGCUACAGGGUUGGGCCUUCGACUAACAGAUCAGACUCCUUGAGUGAGGCCUCUGUGGGCUUACGGCCAAGCUGGGGUUCUGCUUAUUGCAGCACACUUUUAGACUAACAUGUUUGUGGGGUGCAGGAGCUGUUUGUCUUGGGGGUUAAUUGCCUUUAGGAGACAAAGCAUGUUUGGGGUGUUAGUCUCAAUGUCCAUCAUCGUGGGUUGAUUUCUAUGGCCUAAGAAGGGUCUUUUUGGCUAGGGCCAGCCUAUAGUGAGCCCAGCAGCCCCAAGGGUCUGCAGCCCACACAAUGGCUAAAAUAUGGUGCAUUAUGGGAACUAGUCACUUUGGGUCAGGUUGGGCCACUCACAGGCCUAGUAGUCCAACCUGGCUAAUCACUGGGGAGGGAAGGGGAGGCAUGAGACGGAUACCUGGAGAGGGAUAUGUUUGGCCCAGUCCCCUAACACUCCCAACUUGAACAGUCAAGGUAUGUGGUGGACAGGGCCAAGUGGCCUGGGGUAGGACACAGCCCAAGACCCUUCCAGGGUGUUGCUCCCUUCCCCCAUGUCACGAGGAGCCCUCCUGCCUGGGAGCUUGUCUUAGGAUGGUACAGGGCCCAAAUUGGCCACAGUCAAGUGUUCCCACCCCACUGGUCUGGUUACAGGGUCCUCAGUUGGUGGAGGAGAACCAUGCCCCGCCUCUGCACUCUUAACACCUGCCAAUAAAAAUUGUCUACACUGAGCCUAGCACCAUGCUUUCUCCUGGGAGAAGGACCUUCCAUGGCUGUGGGGCUGUGACUGCCUCCCCGAGCCUGAGUCUGGCUUAUAUGGUGGGAGGGGACUUUGUGGGGUGAGGUCUGAGUCCUGGGCUGUGGCUGAGGGCACGCCCCUUCUUCCAUCAACACCAGCCCCAGCUUGACAACUGUGCUAGGAGCUCAUGUCUACAUGUAUGACUUGCACCUGCACAUUGCCUCAGCAAGUCUCCUGGUCAAGAGUAAUUAUUUCAGUGUUUCCCACCUAGAAUCCAAAUGAUCCUGGACCUGGUCUCACACUGUGGUGCUCGGGGCUGCUUGACCCCAUUUCUGCCCACUCCACCCCAUCCCUUCCCAGGAAGCAAGUGGAAAACAAGUUGGGUGAAUCCAGACUGGAGACGAUCUCCACUAGUGGCAGCUAAGACUGGGGGACUUCUAGGGUCCCCCAGAGCUUGAGCCCAGGUUUGGCCACCCUAUCUGGGAGAGGUUCCCUCAGUCCUCCGGUUCUGUCACCCCCCAAGUUGCAAAGGACACAUCCAACUUGUUCUAAGCAGGUUUGUCAUCUCCUUUCCAUCACCAGGGGCCACACAAGGCUGUCUGGGAGUGAAUGUCAAGCUCUCCAGGAGCUCUUCCCUCAGGGCAUCAGCCAGUCAUGGUCCUGGACGCUUCCCACUGUUUACCCAGCCCCUUUGAUCCACAUUCAUCCUCAUUAGUGGUCUCUGAAGUGGUGGCUUUGAUGGUUUCAGCCAGAGUGAAAAAAACACACACCCAAGGCCACAGAGGAGGCCCCAGGUCAUCUGGGUAAGUCCAGCCACCUCACCUGCUCAAUGGGUCCCUGCUGGGCUCAAAAUGGCUAGAAGGGUGAGUGGAAAGGCUUCCUUUGCUGGGUGAUUAAAAUAGCUCCCGUCUCCACUCUGCCCAUACCCACCUAACUAAGGUCCUGGGAGGGACAGAGUUUGUCCCAGCUCCUGAUUUGGGCACAUAGGGGAUGCUCACAGUAGAAGCACAGAGGCUUAGCUUGUUAGGGCAGGGUGCAGGCUUCACCUGGAUAUGUUUGUUUCAGAAGGUGAGAAGCCAGGAACCAAUAGUACUUCAGUGCAUAUACCGGCAGUCAGCCCCCGGUGAGCCAGCUACGCGUUCUAGUGACUGGGAAUAUGUCAGCAAACCCAAGACUAAGAUCCCUGCCCUCUUGAAGAUUACAGAUCAUAAACUAAAUUAUAUAGUCCUAGAAGGUCAGUGAUGCUCAAAAAUAUACACAGCAGGGUAAGGGAGUGGAAUAGCUGGAUUUUGCGAAUUUUAAAAGAAGUCAGGGUGGGCCUCAUCGAAAGUGUGACAUUUGAUUGCACAGAUUUAAAGGUAGUGGAAAGCAAGCCAUGCAGAUCGGGGGAAGAGUGUUCAGGCAGAGGGAGCUUGUCUGAUAAUGUGCACAUGUUCCCAGGAGGCAUGUGCGGGAAGGGCGCAUGCGCCCAAGGGUGUCUAACUGGCCUUGUGCAGGUGCACAUGCUCACUAGUGUCCAUGUGUAACCUGCAUGGGGUGAGAAGCAGGAGAGAGACAGGAGUUCCCGGUAACAGCUACUGUUUCUAGAGUGCUUUACUCCAGGCCAAAACUAUGCUAGGUCUCCCCGAUCAGUACCCCUCAUUUCAUCUUCACAAUGCCACAAGAGUAAGGAUUAUCUCCAUGUCACAGACCAGGAAACUAAUACCAGAAAGAUCAGAGAAGUUAGUCUGACUCCAAAGCCUUUGCUGUUAACCCCUGCACCAUCCUGCCCCUACGCUCUGAUGUCCCAUGGAAGAGCAUGACAGUAUGUCUUCUAUACAUAUAUGUGACAGGGCAUGUUGGCAAGUGACAGAGUUUAUAUUUCUGUGACAUUGUAUGUAUGACUAUGCAGAGUGUAUCAAUGUGACAAGACAGACAUUUUCUUGAUGUACAUGUGACAACAGCCAUGACUUGUGGUGAGGCCUGUGGUGCUAACAGGCAUUCCUGUGAGUAUGUUUAAGAGUGUGACAGUGGGUGGGAGAAAAACACGGGCUCAGUGGCUGGCCUUGUUCUCUUGUGGACAAUUCCUGCAGCCAUGUAAGAUGCCAGGACAGGCAGUUAUCAAGAACUGGAAAUCCCAGAGCCAGAGAGGGGAAGGGUGAGGAAGGAAAGCCCCAUUCCCCACAGUGCUCUCCAAGUAACAACCCACCCACCCCUUAUGACCACAGCAGGUGGGGGGACUCCAGAGGGGCAAAGAAGCCCUGCUGUAAACGUUAGGGAACCGGAGAUAUGCCCCCAAGCAGCUACAAAGUGUUGGCCCCUCCAGUCUCACUCCCCACCCUUCUCCCUGCUCUUUGCCCUGAGGAGGAUGACCUCUGGGAACUGUGCAUCAGUGACUCCCUGUUCCCUACCUUCCUGUUGGGUUUGGCCAAUGAGAGGCCCCAGCAGGAAAUUGGAGAAGAAUGGGGCAUUUAUUCCCCUGUUCCCUCCCUACCAGGUUGUCUUACUCAUCUAUCUCAGUCACAGGCCACUGCUCCUGUCAGGGACUCUCCACACAGCUGUCCUCUCAUCCCUUUGCCCUCUCCUUCCCUCCCCCAUCUUAGAGCCAGGAGUUGUAAAGGCUUCCAACUUUUGCUAUCCCCUGAGAGGGGCACCAUUCCUCGUUAAUUUCUUAUGCCCACAUCUUUGGAAAGAGUCCCUUUUCAACCUCUGCCCAGUUUGAAUGCGCCUGUCUCCUGCUGGGACCCUGAGUGACAAACAGGUGCAUACCAUUGCCAGCAUGGUCGUAUGCUGCCAGGUUAUCACGAACAUGCACAACCUCCCUCCCAGUCACACAUCUCACAUGUGCAUUCCCAACCCCUAACUUCCUCAUCACAGUCUUCAUCAGGGGAGACUUCCUGGAGAGAGUCAGCGUUGAGCCAGGUCAAGGAAGAAAUCAGUCUGCAAAUCAGUCAACAGUCCCAAGACUGUCAAAUGAAACUAAACAGAAACUGCUUGAGGAAUUGCCAACUUAAAGAGUGGUGACAGACACAUAAAGGAAAAUUGGCAAGGACACUUGCAAAGUAAACUCAAAACCACAUGCAGUUGUCUC